CCAUUACUUGUUUGGAUGCUGUUUAUCAUAACUUCGGUUCUUGAUUUUCUGAUCUCAAAAAUCAAUUUCUCUUCUAAAAUUCUCGAUCAACUAUUAAGUGUAAUCUGCAAUGGAAUCGAAUGACCAUUGUGAACUAGAUCAAAGUGAAAUGGUUAAGAGACUUAAAAAGAAAAAGAAAACUCUCGGAAGAGUUUUGUCAAAAAAAAAAGACAAAGCAAAAAAAGAAAGAUUGGCAGCGAUAAAGAUUAAGUAUGGGAAUGUUACAAAGAAAAAGUCUUGUGGACCUCCAGCUGAUUGGGAUUUGCACUGGGGUAGUAUGAGUGAAAAAGAGCAAAGAAAUCUCUCUAGGCGUCAAAGUCAUGCAGUAGCAUCAUUGUUAAAAAAGAUGGAGGACAUGGAAACCCAAUUUGGAGCCAGUAUUUUGGCAAACAUACGUUUCCCAAAUGGAUCACAACAAUCACUUUAUACAAUGAAAGUUGGUGAAGGAAUCAAGUUUGCUGAAAGUAGUGAAGGCUUGUUGUUUAUUUCAUCCUUCAAACGUUACUUCAAUAAGAUUCAGAAAAGGAGAAUGGAGACUGUAGAGGAAGUAAGAGGACUUUCCACGAAGAAAAAAAAGUGUUUUGCAGACAAACAGCUAAGGAAGGAGCUCCGAAAGGAUAAGACUACAACUCUACCUGAAUAUUCAGAUUCAGAAUCAGCACAUGAAUUAAAGAGUGAUGAAGAAGAAAAUAGUGUUCAAGAAGGAAAUAGUCGUCAAGAAGUAAACAGUGAUCAAGAAAGAAGAAUUGAGACUGUAGAGGAAGUAAGAGGACUUUCCACGACGAAAAAAAAGUGUUUUGCAGACAAACGACCAAGGAAGGAGCUCCGAAAGGAUAAGACUACAACUCUACCUGAAUAUUCAGAUUCAGAAUCAGCACAUGAAUUCAAGAGUGAUCAAGAAAGAAGAAUUGAGACUGUAGAGGAAGUAAGAAGACUUUCCACGAAGAACAAAAAGUGUUUUGCAGACAAACGACUAAGGAAGGAGCUCCGAAAGGGUAAAACUACAACUCUACCUGAACAUUCAGAAUCAGGAAAUGAAUUCAAGAGUGAUGAAGAAGGAAAUAGUUGUGAAGAAGUAAACAGUGGACAAGAAGUAAACAGUGAUCAAGAAAGAAGAAUUGAGACUGUAGAGGAAGUAAGAGGACUUUCCACGACGAAAAAAAAGUGUUUUGCAGACAAACGACCAAGGAAGGAGCUCCGAAAGGAUAAGACUACAACUCUACCUGAAUAUUCAGAUUCAGAAUCAGCACAUGAAUUCAAGAGUGAUCAAGAAAGAAGAAUUGAGACUGUAGAGGAAGUAAGAAGACUUUCCACGAAGAACAAAAAGUGUUUUGCAGACAAACGACUAAGGAAGGAGCUCCGAAAGGAUAAGACUACAACUCUACCUGAACAUUCAGAAUCAGGAAAUGAAUUCAAGAGUGAUGAAGAAGGAAAUAGUCGUCAAGAAGUAAACAGUGGACAAGAAGUAAACAGUGAUCAAGAAAGAAGAAUUGAGACUGUAGAGGAAGUAAGAGGACUUUCCAUGAUGAACAAAAAGUACAAACGACAAAGAAAGGAGCUCCUAAAGGGUAAGACUACAACUCUACCUGAACAUUCACAAUUAGAAGGAAAGGUUAGUCGUCAAGAAGAUCAACUUUUGCCGUCAACCCCCAUGAUGCAGCCAAUAGUUCUUGUAAAAAAGUUGGAUUUGUCUCUUAUUAAUUCCCUCAUUAAUAAUUGGAAAAAAUAAAGUGUGUUUGGGAUUUUGUAUUCGUUAAAUGAAUCAAACUUAUUUUCAGAAUUGGCGGUUAAACUGUCAUGUUUACUUUGAGGUCGCGACAUCUAUUAUUCAUAUCAUAGUUCAGUAUCCUUCAAUAAAUUCCGAGGGGGGUGCUUGGAAAAUGAAGACAUCUGUCGGAUCCCAAGUAAACUCUUUGAAAAUAUUUCGCGCAAACUUGAUGCAUUGCAGACGCAAACUUGACGUGUAGACCGAAAAGGUAAUCAUAACAACUCAGAACAGCAGAUGCUAAAUGAUUUUGCUUUCGGUUUUGACUUGGCGUCUCAUUCCUAGACUGUUUGUGAAUGGGCUUUUAACAUUCUUCAAAGUCAUUCAAGGAUUCAAGGAGGAAUUGAACAAGAAACUGGAAGAAGAAAGCAAGAAAACAAUUCAUUCAAGAUCUGAAACGCAAGAAUUUAUCCAGCAACUGACGGCCUAGACAUAUGUCAACAAAUGUUGGAGGAGACAACGACCAAAAUGGAGGAUCUUUGUAAUCAGUUGUCGAUUUAGAAUGAACAUGAUAGAGAUCUUGACAGGAAGACUCGUAGAGCAGAAUACAUAUUGGCUGGCCAAGCAAUUAAUAUCUGAUAUGGAAAAACAAAUUGCUGAUCUCAAGUUUCAGUUGUCUGAAAAGGCUAUUGAACUCCAGUGUAAGAAAAAGAAGAUUGAAGAAACUGUGAAUGCCUUGAAAGACUUGUCGCUACAUUCUCAUAGCAAUGAACAGUUGGCCAUUGUCGAAGAAAGCAAUCGCGAACUUUAGGGCAAAUUUGAUGAAAAGGCCCAGGAACUUGAAGCUGCUCUUGUUUGUCGAGAAAAUUCACAGCGAUUAAAAGACGAUCUCGAUAAGGAAGUUGCUGAUCUCAAAUAUGCCAGCUUAUGUCAAAGUCAAUAGAACUCCAGUAGAAGUUCUUUUAGAAAUCUUUAUAAUAAACUGGCUUUUACAUAUG
Daphnia pulex (common water flea) is the source of this 2742-nucleotide messenger RNA. Its product is annotated as trichohyalin-like. The coding region runs from base 110 to 1768 and encodes 552 amino acids. Lineage: Eukaryota; Metazoa; Arthropoda; Branchiopoda; Diplostraca; Daphniidae. The record is from RefSeq and is a predicted model, not a curated record. The transcript is spliced from 12 exons.